This is a messenger RNA of Penicilliopsis zonata CBS 506.65, 975 nucleotides long. RefSeq lists its product as hypothetical. Gene Ontology annotation, cellular component: intracellular anatomical structure. Gene Ontology annotation, molecular function: transaldolase activity. The transcript is spliced from 7 exons. Gene Ontology annotation, biological process: carbohydrate metabolic process; pentose-phosphate shunt, non-oxidative branch. The record is from RefSeq and is a predicted model, not a curated record. The coding region runs from base 1 to 975 and encodes 324 amino acids. Lineage: Eukaryota; Fungi; Ascomycota; Eurotiomycetes; Eurotiales; Aspergillaceae.
AUGGCCUCCACAUCAGCGCUGGAUACUCUUCGGACACGCACAGUUGUCGAUUGCGAUACAAUGGAUGUCGAGGUUGCGAAGAAAUAUGGUCCGUUCCAGGACUGUACAUCUAAUCAGGCAAUUGCGUUCUUCGAGCUCUCGAAACCUCAGAACGCGGAGCUGGUCAAGUCGUCAAUGAAGGAUGCAGAGGCUCUUCUUCCGAAAUUUCCUGCAAUCAGUCGAGAGAAUCUGGCAAUUGAAAUCGCUAUGGUGAAACUGGCUUUAGGGAUAGCUCCCCUUAUCAAGGGCUGCGUCCACAUUCAGACAAACCCGUACGAGUCAUACUCCACAGAAAGUACUGUGGUAAAUGCGUUGAGGAUUGUUAAGCUCUUUCAACACCUGCAGCCUGGUUUCGAUACCUCAAGAAUCUGUAUCAAGAUUCCCAGCACCUGGGAAGGUCUAAUGGCGUGUCGAACUCUAGAGCUCGCAGGCGUUCGCACCCUGGCCACCACCCUUUUCACUAUGGAACAGGCGAUACUAGCUGCAGAAGUUGGAUGUACCUACAUUGCUCCGUACGUGAACCAGCUAAAGGUGCAUUUCGAGCCUGGCUUUGUCGACCCAAACAAGCUCCUCCCCCUCUGUUUCGACAUCCAGCAUUACUACCGCAGGAUUAAAGCAAAGACUCAGGUCCUCCCCGCGAGCUUAACCUCCACCGAUGAGAUCUUACAGCUAGCUGGGGUCGAUCAUAUCACCAUUGCCCCCGGUCUCCUGGAGCAACUGGCUGGAUCGGCAUCUACAAACAGUGUUCCAUCGUUAUUUGACGCAUCUCCCGUUCUGCAUGACUUCGAAACAUCUUUCAUAAAUGACGAAAGUCGAUACCGCCUCGCCGUCACUAGAGAUCUGGAUGGGGCUAGCGAAGGAAAGCUCACCCAGGCGAUUAAUAUCUUCUGUGAUAUGCAAGACAAGCUUAUCGAGCUGAUGAACACUGCUGCAUAG